Aspergillus chevalieri is the source of this 1599-nucleotide messenger RNA. Its product is annotated as NAD-dependent succinate-semialdehyde dehydrogenase. Bases 1 to 1599 code for a protein of 532 amino acids. The record is from RefSeq and is a predicted model, not a curated record. The transcript is spliced from 4 exons. NCBI's taxonomy places the organism in Eukaryota, Fungi, Ascomycota, Eurotiomycetes, Eurotiales, Aspergillaceae. Gene Ontology annotation, biological process: GABA catabolic process. Gene Ontology annotation, molecular function: succinate-semialdehyde dehydrogenase (NAD+) activity.
AUGGAAAGACUUAUUCGUCCUGUUUCACGGCAAUUGCUGCGUCCUCGACCUCGGUAUCCUUUUGCUGUUCCGCCGCCGGUCUAUGCGAAGCGUCUUUACACAAUGGGCCAUACUGUGCCUCCGCUGAAAGAUCAAUCGCUCUUCAUCCAGAAGGCGUAUGUUAAUGGAAAGUGGGUGGGGGCUCAAUCCGGGAAAACAUUCGAAGUGCACGACCCCGCAUCCGGAAAACUCAUUGGAACGUGCCCCGAAUUCGACGGUUCUGAUACCGAAAAGGCCAUCCAGGCUGCCUCCGAAGCGUUCUCUACAUUCCGUACAACAUUGGGUCGCGAACGUUCCCGAAUGCUGCGUCGGUGGCAUCAAUUGAUGGUUGACAAUGCGGAGGAUCUGGCAACACUCAUCACAUGGGAGAAUGGGAAGCCAUUGGCGGAUGCCAAGGGUGAGGUCAACUACGCGGCCAGCUUCUUUGAAUGGUUCAGCGAGGAAGCUCCCCGUAUCUACGGUGACACUAUUCCUGCCUCGGUGCCGGGAAACCGUAUCAUGACCCUUAAGCAGCCCGUUGGUGUCUGCGGUCUCAUUACGCCGUGGAACUUCCCAGCAGCCAUGAUCACAAGAAAGAUCGGACCUGCUCUGGCGGCGGGCUGCACAGUUGUGGUGAAGACCCCUGGUGAGACACCAUUCACGGCGAACGCUUUGGCAGAGCUGGCCCACCGGGCAGGUAUCCCCAAGGGUGUCGUCAACAUUGUCACUGCCUCGGCCAACACACCUGAGGUUGGUGAGUCUUUGACGACUCACCCAGAGGUCCGCAAGGUGUCCUUCACCGGAUCGACAAACGUCGGUAAGCUGCUCAUGAAGCAGUCUGCCUCUACGAUCAAGAAGGUCUCUUGGGAACUCGGAGGCAACGCUCCCUUCAUUGUGUUUGAUGAUGUCAAGGACCUCGACGCUGCCGUCGCUGGUGCCAUCGCCUCCAAGUUCCGCAGCUCGGGCCAGACUUGCGUUUGUGCCAACCGGAUCUACGUGCAGAAGGGUGUGUACGAAGAGUUCUCCAAGCGUUUCGUCGAGAAGGUCAAGGGAUUCAAGAUUGGUGGUGGUUUCGAAGACGGAAUCACCCACGGCCCCGUUAUCCAUGGCCGCGCUGUUGCCAAGGUCGACCAGCAUGUCCAAGAUGCCGCGUCGAAGGGUGCUAAGGUGGCUCACGGAGGCCAACAGCUUUCCCACCUGGGCCCUAACUUUUACGACCUGACCGUCCUGACUGGUAUGACCAAGGACAUGCUGGUUGCCUCUGAGGAAACAUUUGGCCCUGUGGCCGGGCUGUUCCCGUUCGAGUCGGAGAAGGAUGUUGUUGACCUGGCGAACAGUGCCGAGGUUGGCCUUGCCGGUUACUUCUUCAGCAGUGACCUCAAGCGGAUCUUCCGUGUGGCUGAAGCCUUGGAGGUCGGCAUGGUUGGUGUUAACACUGGUCUUAUCAGCGAUGCUGCAUCUCCAUUUGGUGGUGUCAAGCAAAGUGGAUUUGGCCGUGAAGGCAGCAAGUACGGCAUUGAUGAGUUUAUGGUGAUCAAGAGCGUUACCUUUGGUGGUAUGAAUGAGCCUUUGCAGGCAUAA